This is a messenger RNA of Vollenhovia emeryi, 3816 nucleotides long. It is a transcript of the gene Ube3a, whose product is annotated as ubiquitin-protein ligase E3A. Gene Ontology annotation, biological process: protein polyubiquitination. NCBI's taxonomy places the organism in Eukaryota, Metazoa, Arthropoda, Insecta, Hymenoptera, Formicidae. Gene Ontology annotation, molecular function: ubiquitin protein ligase activity. The coding region runs from base 428 to 2983 and encodes 851 amino acids. The transcript has 12 exons. The record is from RefSeq and is a predicted model, not a curated record.
CUCGCCCGAGAGUAUUUGUUUACAGCGACGUAGUAUUUUACCGUCUCUCGUCACGCGAGAGAUCCGCGGGGCUGUCUAUAAUUAGCGCUUUUGUUUUGGUGCAUCGACACCGAUUCGUCUCGGGAGGGGGGGGAACCUCCGAGAGACCGACGUUAAUCCCCGUGACGACCCGCGCGGCGAACACGUCCUUUUUGCCGUCUCACGUGUGCGCGUCGGCCGUCGAGACACCCGAGCGACCUUCGUUCGCCGAUCCGCGGUUCCUUCACUCGCCCGAAGCCCCGGUGCUCCGGCCUCGGGUUGCGAAACCCCGUCCGAUGACUGGUUACUUUCGCACGAGUGGACGUUAGCGCGACCGGGGGUCCCACGAGAUCGGAGCGCCUCUAGCAAUCCGGGCGGCCGCGCGGAGACAGUCUGACGGCGCAAAAAAAUGGUAGGAGCAGAGAGCCCUUGCAGCGACAUGAAGCGCGCGGCUGCAAAGAAACUCAUCGAACGCUACUUCUACCAGCUCACGGACGGAUGUGGGAAUCCUCAUUGUGACAAUCAGCAUUGUGCCUCCAGUGGCAAAGUGACUAAUCUCACCCCGAAUCAAGCGGCUGCCCAGGCGAUACAAUUGUUCUCGCAGGAAGCGAGACUUUGCGAUGGGACGCAGCCAAGUAAAGUCGCUCGGACUACCAUAGAGCCUGGACAGACGUCGUUAGCUAAGAGUCUACCUGUAAAAAGCGUUAAUUCUACGAGCUCUGACGAAGGCAAGCAAGAGUCAUAUCUUACGGAAGCUAAACUUCUGGAUAUUAUAAAGAAAUGUAAAGCGGAGAAGUCGUAUUCUCUGUUAAUUCGUACUUUGGGAGAAGUGUUUUCUUCUGGAAAGGCGUUGAGUCUCAGCUUUCAAAAGACCGAGAAAAGCAAUUCCCCGCUGACGGCACUUCUCGAACGGGCGCCGGACACUCUGCUGAGGCCGCCCGCGGAUUUGAACAAGGAAGCGGUACGGUCCCUCCAGGGGGAGGAUAAAGAGGAGGACAGCAGUGAUCCAUCACCUACAGUUCCUAAUAAUGAUGAUACUAGUGUCGAUUUACCAUCGGUCCGUAGAGCUUUCGAGGCACUUUGGUCUUUGCCAGGCGACGUGUUCGAGUCAGCCCUGGUCAAUGCGCUAGUCACUUUGGCGGAUGAUAUAGAACUAGAUCUGAGAGUGUUUCGUAUGGUACGCUGGGACAGUAUGGAUAGUUUGUUAAAUGUGUUUCUCAUUGUUUUUGAAAUUCCGAUGCUCGGGAAUAGCGAAUACUUGGAACUGGCCCUCCAUAUGGUGUGCAAAGCGUUGAGCUGCGUACCUGUAUUGGCCCAAGCCAAGUUGGCACGCGUGUGGGCCAAGCAUUGCAAGUCGCGGCUUCAAUGUCUUCUGCAAGCGCUCCAAGAACUCAUAACUGUCAAGGUAAUCGGAGGAUCCUUCUCACGUGACUAUUGCGUACAAGACGCAGACACUGUCACCGCACCUACGAAAGUUAUGAAAAUUCUAUAUUACGCGAGUAUGUUGGCUGGUGAAUUGGAUCCACCCGAGCUGGUGUUGGGCGACGAGGGUGAAUCGGCUAGUAGCGACAAGACUACUUCACGAUCAGCGAUAUCGGGGCAGAUCCCUCAGGACCCAUUAGCGACGGAAUUAGGAAUUACUGCGUUGGACGCGCGCAAACCUUUCAUAGCAUUUACUGAUUUUUACAAUGAGCCCCUUAGCGAUGCCAUAGAGAUGGACAAAGAUUUCGCUUAUUACAAGAGCGAAGAGCCAAUGAAAUUUAGCUUCAUGAAUUACGCUUUCAUCCUUACGCCGGCCACUAAAACUCUGGGCUUGUAUUAUGAUAAUCGUAUCAGAAUGUACAGCGAACGACGUAUGAGCUUCUUGCAAACCGUAGUCGGGCAACCGACUAAUCCAUAUCUCAGAUUAAAGGUGCGAAGAGAUCAUUUGAUAGACGAUGCGCUGGUAGAAUUGGAGAUGGUGGCAAUGGAAAAUCCGUCUGAUUUAAAGAAGCAAUUGGUUGUCGAAUUCGAGGGAGAGCAAGGUGUCGACGAAGGCGGUGUAUCCAAGGAAUUCUUUCAGUUAGUUGUCGAGGAGAUAUUUAAUCCCGAUUUUGGCAUGUUUACCACUCAGGAAGAUACGCAAAUGACAUGGUUCAAUCCGACAUCGUUCGAAAGUGACGCACAGUUUACAUUAAUAGGCAUUGUCAUUGGUUUAGCAAUUUAUAACAAUGUAAUUUUGGACGUGCGUUUUCCAAUGGUGGUUUAUAGAAAGUUGCUAGGCAGGAAAGGCGGUUUCCCGGAUUUGGAGGAUUGGAGUCCGACUUUAUAUCGAACGAUGAAGGAACUAAUGGAGUAUACGGGGGAUGACAUGCCCGAGAUAUUUAUGCAAACUUUCCGAGUUGGUUACAGGGACGUAUUUGGUUCGCUCUCGUUCCACGAGCUGAAGGAAAACGGCGACGAGCUGUAUGUCACACAGAAAAACAAAAAGGAAUUUGUCGAUCUCUACGCAGAUUUCUUACUGAAUAAAUCCGUGGAGAGACAAUUCAACGCCUUCAGACGUGGCUUCCAAAUGGUUACGGAUGAGAGCCCGCUCGCGUUACUCUUCAGACCUGAAGAGAUUGAGCAGCUCGUUUGCGGAAGCAAAAUAUUUGACUUCGCCGAGCUGGAAGCGGCUACGGAAUACGAAGGCGGUUACACGGUGGACAGCGAAGCGGUGCGUAACUUCUGGCGCGUAGCCCACUCCUUGCCACCGGAGAGUCAACGGAGGCUCCUUCAAUUCACCACGGGUAGCGAUCGAGUGCCCGUCGGCGGUCUUUCGAGACUCAAGAUGGUCAUUGCCAGACACGGCCCCGAUUCUGACAGAUUGCCAAUAGCACACACCUGCUUCAACGUGUUAUUGUUGCCGGAUUACAAUACAAUAGAGAAACUACAGGAUCGCUUGUUGAAAGCAAUCAAUUAUUCGAAAGGUUUUGGCAUGUUAUGAGCAUGCUCCGUCGCUCCUCUUUCUUCCACCGUCUUUCGAAUGAGAAUUCGAAGUACACGAUAAGACUCAAUUAUUUUUGUCAUUUUAUUCGUAGCUACAUUAUUCGGAAGUAUUUAUCGUAUAAUUCAAAACCGUGCCAGUGCGCUUAAACCACGGAAACGUUGCUUGUGCAAUAUGGAUCAUUAAAAGGUUCUAAAAAUUCCAACGAAUCAAAGAUCGACUUCUUUGUACAAAAAAAAACAUGUUCUUGAAAAAUGCUUUGAAACUUGCACCACUGCAAGAGUCGCUUGUACCAUACUGUGUACUUUUUCUACUAUAGAUAACGAAGAUCAAUUUCGUUGGCCAUUCCGAAACGAUUGAGGGAAGAAGUGCAAGAGACAUUUCGAAACGCACGACUGCGUUGAGUGUAAAAACCGUACGGAAUUAUAGAAGUAAAUAUGUAAACUUUAGCGAAACAUAGUCGACAUAAACGGGAUGCGUUUCGGGAACUCAAUAGUUGCAACUGUGUGAUUUUACUUCGAAAUAUUAUUUUAUUUAUGAAUUAUUUUCUUAUUACAAAGUGAGUUAAAUUAUAAAAAGAACUUUCUAUCAAAGAGAUUUAUUAGCAUAGGGCAUAGGUUAUCACAACUAAUUCAAUUUAUGUAUUUAUAAUAGAGACAAAAUUUUAGUCAGAGAAUUGGAAUUUAUUUUGUAAAAUAAUUAAUUGAAUGCAUUUGUGGCAAUAUAAUUCACAUAGCAUGCGACCUUAAUUGGAUGUACCUGUAGCAAUAUGAUUUGCAUAAUAUUUAACUAGUUAAAUGACCGAUAAAAGUAAAAUUGAUAUUUAAAACAAA